Messenger RNA from Oncorhynchus mykiss (rainbow trout), 9494 nucleotides. The record is from RefSeq and is a predicted model, not a curated record. Lineage: Eukaryota; Metazoa; Chordata; Actinopteri; Salmoniformes; Salmonidae.
AGCCCAUGUUAGACCCCAAGUAUGCUGGCAAGAGCAUCCUGUCUGGUGCAGAGAUCAACAAGGCCUAUGGUGUCAUCACUACCGUGUCUCGCCACCUUGGCCUGGAUGCUAAGCUUCUUAGCAGUCUGGCGAUGUACACUUCCAAGCAAGGGCAGGUGUGUGUGGUACUGAGUUCACAAGAGUAGUCUUUCAUUGUAUGUUUGGGAUGUACAUGUUUUUACAGCUCAUCCCACCCCUCCCAUGGGGUGGUUAUUUUUUAAUCCCAGGUAGAAACGGUGCCUGUAAAUCCCUGUGUUGUUACAAUGUCUUACUUUGUAAGCAUGGACUUUCAAUGGUUCAUUUUAAGUCAAUCUACAUUGACUGGAAAACCGUCUGUCAGCCACAAAGCCCUUUUUAAACUACUCAUGUGACUGAUCAGGAAAACACAAGUCAGAUAAUUGAACAUAGACAUACUCAAGGUAAUACAUCUUGGUGACUCAUGAGGGCUGUGACUUUGCCAGGUUUUGAUGGCUGAAAGCCAUGCUCAGUUUCUAGAGAAAACGUAUACGAUUCCCCAGCCUGCAUAGGUAUGAAUCCCCUUUCAGACCUGUCUCUUGGAUUUUCGCACACCGUUGUAAAAUGUUGACUCAUUGUGAUGUCUUUCCCUGUCCAGUGGUUUUACCACAUUGCGGCCUGCCUGGCUGAGUUCCUGGAGCUGAAGGAUCAGACGCUACCUCUGGGCUGUAACUUCUCCUUCGAGCAGAAAGACAUCGACAAGAGUAUCCUGAUCCGUUGGACCAAAGGCUUUCUUUAACUGUUCAGGAGUGGACGUGGUCAGGCUACUGAGAGAAGCCAUCCACAGCAGAGAGUUGCAAUGGUGAAUGACACUGUGGGUACCAUGAUGAGUUGUGGAUACAGGGACCAGAGCUGUGAGAUUGACAUGAUCAUUGGUAGGUAGUACCUAUCUGUACUGCAGCCACACUACUGCAAAUAUAGCAUUAGAGGAAAGAACACAAAUAAAGGCAAAAGAUGCCCCAUUUAGCCUAGAAAGUGAAGGAGAGGGGGACUGUAGUAACCAUAUAUAAGUCAUAUUAUCAUGUUAUUACAAAUUGCUUGCCACAAUGUUAGGGAUGUCAAGGAUAACCAUGGAGUCCUAUCUUGAAACAUAUCAUGUAGUUUAGUGCCAUUUCUAGCACUUCCACAAUGCAAUGGCUCCCUCUGCUGGAGAUGAUAGCAAAGGGGUUUUGUUUGCGUUUUUGUGUGUGUGCAUGCAAUAUGUUGCAUUCAUUUCUGUGUAAGAUUCUCUGCCUCCCCAGGGACGGGGACAAACGCAUGUUACGUGGAUUAGAUAAAUAACGUGAAGAGAGUGGGCGGGGAGGAUGUAUGUAUUUGCAGGUAGCCUGCAGGUAGGAGCAUUGGGUCAGUAACCGAAAGGUGACCGACAAGGGUUGGGGCGUGUUGACCUGAUGGUGGAUCGAGAUUUACUCAACCCAGGCGUGCAUGCGUAUGUGUUUCUACGCCAAAUUAAUGAGCAGUCAAAAGUACAUAGCUGAAGUACAUAAAAAUACAUAACUUCUAUGUUUGACUCUCUUGACUUUCAUUUGCCGAAUACAGGCCAAACCUCAUUCACCCUGGUCAAUUUAUCUGUGUACUUAACUCUGUUGUUUUGUGACUUUGUCCAGGACAGCGUUGAGACCAGAUUCAUCUCUGGAGGUAGAGGAGUAAGUGACUGACACACCAUGCUCUUAUGUGUCAUCUCUAGUUACACAGAUCCUAAAUAUAGCAGUUUAAAAAAAAAAAUCAAUGUGCUACAUAAUACAGAAGCUACUACUGGGUAAGAUUGAGAGAAAUGAGCGCAACUGUCUUUACAACCAUAUAUUAUAAAAUUGACUAGAAAUGGAAGGGCUGGGAAUUGCCAGGGACAUCAUGAUACGAUAUUAUCACAAUACUUAGGUGCCGAUAUGAUGUAUUGCAAUUCGAUACUGGGAUUUUUUGGCAAUUUAACGUUCUAAACAUUGCUCACCAUAUGUCUGCUGCAAAGGGACAAGAGAAAAUUAGUUUUGAUCAGUCAUAGAAAUAUUGUUAGUGCUGAAAACAAAUGAGCUCCCUUAUUAAAAAGAAGGUUGAAGAACUAGUUAUGAAGGAAAAAUACUGGAAUUUUGGUGCAGGUACAGACAACUAGCGCAAAAUAUAUUGUGAUAAUGUCGAUACGAUAUAUCGUAAAAAUAUGUUCACCUCAGAUAGAAAUGGUCCACAGGGUUAUUUCAGUUUAAGUGGAAAGUUACAGAUAAAUCCUGCUUUUUAUAUUCUUGUCACUUGAUUGAAUGGAGAAUAUCCUCUUGUGCUGCCAUAAUAACAAUGUGGAUUUCCUGCCUUUGUUUCCUCAGCGUAUUCACAAGUCACUGAAUCUCAGUAAUAUGUCGGUCUAACCACUAUCCUAAAGUUAAUUUACACCCCUCCCUCAACCUUAUCCCUGCCUUUCCACUCUGUUUGUCUAAAUGCAGGAAUUUCACAUGAUGGAAUAUUAUUUCAUAGAAUAGUUAUUUUCCAAUUGUCCAUGGAGAUUGUAUCUCUCAUUCACCCCUUUGCACUGUCAGGAGGACCAAUGUCAGUAUCAGGUGUGCAGGUAGUCAAAUCAAAGUAUGGCUAUCUCCCUGUCUCUCUCAACAUUGUUAUCCCCCUGUUUCUCUUCCCUUCAGCUUCAGUAAGCAGCUCCAGGAGACCGUAAGAAUCCUGGUCCCUAAGUGUGACAUCACUUUCCUCGUCUCGGAGGAUGGCAGUGGAAAAGAGCACUGCCAUGGUAAUGGCGGUGGCACAGAAGCUGGCCAUAUCGCCCCGACUGUUAGAGGACAGCAGAGGAGGAUGAGGAAGAUGGAAAUUAAUGUUAGGUCAGAGGAGGCAUACUGGAAAGACUACUUGAAAUGCAGCACCAUAAAAAUGUCCCCCCUCAAAUGCUUUUGUUGUACGGUACAUCCUAAACAGCUCACUCACUUUCUCCUACUCUAUGGAAAUGAAUGAAUUCAUUGAGGUUAACUUUUUUACAGUAGGCUAUUUUUUGUUGUUGUACAUGGUUAACUUUCAGUGAGGAAAUUCCCUUUUUUUCUUAAACUUCUGUGUGAAAUAUGUAUUAUGUAUAACAAAUGUUACAUUAUUUUAUACUAGGAUGAAAACUUGUAAUGGGUAAACUCACUGUAUUGCUAGUAUAUUUAGAGACCAAAUAUUUAAUACUUGGACAUCACUGCAGCUAUAUUUGAAUGGCAGCUUGGUAAUACAAUUAGUCUUGAAGUAAAAAUCUAUGAAUUUCAUGGUCAAGCCAAGUUCCACAGAAUGGAAAGAGACACAUGCUCACGCCCCCUGUUGGAGAAACUGUACAAAGGAACAUCAGGUCAUUAAAUCAAUGUUUUCCGCAAAAUUAUACAACUUUAGAAUAUUCAGUCACUCUUAAACAACAGACACCUUUCUGAACACGUGUUAUGUUAAUCAAAACUUACUGCAAAUAAAGAUGGCUAGCAUUUGAUAUUGAUACAAUGUUGCACUGUACAUUUCCCUGCACCCCCAGUAGGCUAGUAGUUCUGUUGCACUUCUUCAGCCAUAACACGUGAUUGUCUUUGCUCACCUUUUCUCCCAGUGUGGUAUAGUGUAAAAUACAAGUCACGAUAACUUAAAAUGAUCACCAGGCGUUUGUCUCCAUGGUUAUACCCGAGGACCCGGACUGACCAGUUCAAUGAUUGCUAUUAGGCUACACUGUUAGAAAAAUAAAAUAAGGACUAUUACAGGCAUGAACAACAAUGAUUUCAGAAUGGAAAAAUGUCCUCCCAUUAAAAAUAUCCACUUUCAUAUUAACAAUAACUUAGGCUACUCUCGCAAACAGUUUUGGCCACACCUAGAUCCUGUCCUAUUUUCAUAAAAAAGAGGGGCCUUUUCUUGUGCAUUUGUUGUGUGCCGGUGAGUACCCGGCUGUGUAACUUGAGAGGGAAUAAGGGAAUGUGGGGCUGCAAUGGAGCAGAAUGCAAUACAGUGGUUAGGUGCUCCCUCCUGCCUGCGUGGAUCCUUUGCCUUCUAUAAGUCAGUGAGCUGUGAGGCCUUGGCUGGCGCCCCUGCACUGGUCUGGAAACUGGGGGAGUUCUACUAUGUCCGCUGUGGCCCCCAAGAACCUGUGUGCAUUGCUGAGGUGACUUUACUGUGGGAGGACCUGGCCCAACGCCAUCUACUGGCCAGCUCCAGACUCUACUUCCUCCCUGAGGAUACUCCCAAGGGCAGGACCAGAGAGCAUGGAGAGGAUGAGGUGUUGGCUGUCUCGAAGAAGAUAGUGGUGCGGGUGGAGGAUCUGGUGAGGUGGACCUGUCCUGAACCUCCAGGAUGGAAAGGAGGAAGCCAGAAGUCCAGCGAGACCAACAGUCAUCACAAACAUACCCCCAUCAUUACCAAUGGACCCCCAGCAUCAAUCGAAGAGAAGGGUGAGCGUCUGGGGGUCAAGGUGCUCAGUUACCCCCAGUACUGCCGCUUCCGCUCCCUCCAGAGACGCAUUCAGGACGGGGUGGUGUUGGGGCUGCAGGAUCCCCAUCUGCUGGCCCUGGGGGGGAUCAGGGUGGCCCAACACGACACCCAGGUCCUCUACUGCAGGGACACCUUCAACCACCCCACCCUGGAUAGCAAUACCAGUGUCUGGACACAGCUGGGAUGCACUUCCCUCAGCUUGAAGGGGCGACCCCUCAAGAGAAGAGGAAGGCCAGAAGGCCAGAAAGCUGUGGAGCCACCAGCCCUCAACCAAUCAGAGUCCUGGAUAGAAAGAAUAACGGAAAAUGUGGUGGGCAGUGUGGAGAUGCAACGUGAGGAGGGCUGUCUCCCCCACCCUGAGGAGCAGAUGUUCCUGGAUCAACUCUACUGCUACAUGGAGCGCUGCGGCUCACCCAUCAGCAAGGUGCCCAACCUCGGCUUCAAGAAGAUUGACUUGUUUGUCAUGUACUCUAUAGUCAAACAGUUGGGGGGCCAUGAGAGGGUGACAUCCCAGCGUCUGUGGAAGAAAGUGUAUAAUGAACUGGGAGGAUGCCCGGGCAGCACCAGUGCUGCCACCUGCACCAGGAGGCACUAUGAGAGGCUGAUUCUUCCUUACGAGGAGCACAGAAAUGGAGGUGGUGCAGAACCAAAACUCCCAGCAUUCUCUGGGCAUACCCGAGUUAGGGCGAUGAGUGGGAGGAGACCGCUGGUGAAGGGGAGAGGAGCAGAGGCCAACCUUGAGAAGACUGUAACCCCUACCCCUCCAACCAUUUCUCCAGACGGUGUGGUGGUAGUGAAGAGAGGCCGUGGUAGACCUCCAGGCAAAAAGAACCAGGUCAAACUCCUAGUCUCCAAGGCCAGUCCAGUGGUCCUGUCUCCCCCAGCUAAACCUAGCCUGGACCUCGGGGCCCAGCCCCCUCUCCAGGCCCCCUCUCUCGAGUCCCUGUCUGUGUUCCAGGGGCUAAACCUGGCCAACCUGCCACUAACCCCAGACCUGUCUCCCAUCUCUUCCCCCUUCCUCCUGCCCAAAACCGAAAGGGAGGUAAAGAUGGAGAACGGGGAUUCUCCAGCACCAUCACCCACUCUGUCUCCUGCCACUUUCUUGCCUGCUCUCCCCAGGCUCCACACAGGGGGGUCCUUCGAAGGGUUCAGCCCCACUAAAGGCCUCUGUACCCUUGAUCUCUUUAGGAGCCGACUGGGCCUCACUAGCCUGGACACCCCUGGUCUAACCCCCCAGAACCCUGCCUCCCACCAGCCCGCCAGCUUUUACCUCCAGGCCAAGACAGGGAACCCAAACACCACCCUUCUCAAUGGGAACCAGCCCCACCCAGAGUCUCACCAUCAGUCCCACCACCAGUGCUGGGGGUGCAGGCUGGAUGAGGAAGCCCAGAGGGGGGGUAGCAGCAGCACCAGGGAGGUCCGUAGCAGCAGGCCUCCCCUGCCCCCUCUCCGGGUCCUCCCCCUGGAUCUGGACUGCAGCCUGCAGGUGCGCCAGCUGAUGCGUACGCGGUUGGGCUCGGCCCAGCUCUACUCUAUCACCAAGCGGCUGUCGGAGGUCUUAGCCAAGGACCUGAGUAGCAAGCCACAUCUGUCUGUCACCCCUCCCCCAGAGCAGGCCCUGCCCCUCAACCUCAGCAAGUGCUCCACCACCAAAAGAUCUGCCUUUGAUGAAACUGACUACAGGAUGUCUUCAGGGGAUCAGGAUAAUGGUGACUCCACACUCCCCUUAGCUAAAAGUCGUAGAGUGGAGUCGUGUGAUGAGGCUGAGGACUUGAGCUCACCCAGCAGGGCCAGGGCUUUCCUCCUGGAGCUGCCGCAGCAGACCACUAUCAGCCCAGACACCUCUACUACACCUACCCAGUUUUUCCUCACCAAGUCUGGGGAGGCCUGGGGAGACACCCCCCUGGAGAACCAGGGCAGGAAUUCUAACUCUGAGCCAGCAAUCCAGGUGAAGGUGGAAGAGGACCUGAGGGAGAGAAGCUUGGUGGAGCCUGAGGGAGACUGCUCUGUAAGGACAAAGCAGGCGACAGUGGAAGAGGGAGAAACUGUAAAGAUGGGUAGGGAAGAAGAGAAGAUUGACGAGGUUGAUACCGUUAUCAUUGAGGAUGGUGUACAAACGCAAUCAGAGAAAGAUGAGAUGGAGGGGAGGAAACUAGAGAGGAUAGAAAAACAGUGUAAUACCAUAAAGAUGGGCGGCGGCAUAUCAGAGAUUAUGACGGGGACUGAGGAUUCCUUAGCCCACUCUGCCAGUGACUCUGGGGGCCAGCAGGUGCCAAUGGAUGAUGAGGAGAUGGAAUGUGAUGUUGAGGCAUCUAUCAAAGGGCUGCCCAGUCCUAUCCUACCCCCAACCCAGGCCCAGCCAAGCUGCCUGAACACCUGCACACAACCUCAACUGCACAUAACAUACUCAUGACCAACACCAACAAUCACUACACCACUCUACCUUAUGGGAGGAUACUCUCAAACACACAAUCAAAGAUGAAUCCUAUAAACUCUGUAACGACACACACAGACUUUGAAACACUGCCAUUGCCUUUAGAUGACACCAUUAUAUUGUUCUGUAUAGUACUAUGCAUCAUACAACUUUCGUGCUUCCAACAUUAUUAUACAAAAAUUAGAGUGCAGAGGUUUUUACAACAAUCCACCAAUUUCCUGAAAAGGAUUGGAUAAAAGAUGUGCCUUAAAGCUGUUGUGCUCUGAUUUCUAGUCAUUCACACAGUACAACAGCCAGGGGUGUAUUCAUUGCCAAAUGGGAAGGGACCCAUCUGAAUUUGUACAAUAGAAACUAGUUGUCAUUGCAAACCAUUUUUCCAUUGUGAAAUGCUUUGCUACAAUGUGCACUAAUGAAUACACCCUAUGAAACAGUGUUUGAGUCCUAUAUGUACUUCCUGUUUGCAAGUCUUUAACACUGACAGGAUUUGCACACCUACUGUACUUGUUCCUUUUUUUCUUUCUUUUAUGAGGCAGUCAUUUAUGAAUAUUUCCUCUGAUGCCAAUUUUGAGGUAUUUUAAUGUUUAUGUCUAGUUUAGAGAAACAAUGCUGACACCACUUGAUGUUUUUAGUCCUUGGUGCCUUGAUCAGAGUUUGACCCCAGUAAGUCUGUCAGACAGUUGGUAUGUUGUGUAUGGAUCUGGGGUGUACUCUGAUCUGAUUUAGAGUAGCAGGGGAAUUCUAUUGACUACAAGAACCAAAGGCCUUUCAUAACUCGUUCAAUAGAGAGAGUACAAGUUUUCGGUUGUGCUUUAUAGAUUUUUCUAAAUUAUUUUAAAGAUAUAUCCCUGUUGAUAUAUCUGGAUCAAAAAUUGUAGCUAUUUGUGGUUCAUCCUGUUAGUGUUGAGUGUCUCCUCAUUGCAGCCUGAUGUAUUUCUUUAUGUAUAAAACGGGCAAAAUGGUGAAAGGGCCACAUUGGGUGAGUGGGCAAAAUGUUCUAGUUGAGCUACACAUCAUUUUGGUGUGAUAAGUUCCUCAUUGAGUUGAAUAGGGUUUAGGUAUUUAGUUAAAUUAUUGUUUGUGUAGCUUUUUGAUGUUAUUUUUGAUCAUUUAGAGUUUAAGAUCAAAUGUUUACAUUCAAAAAUGCAACUACUAAUAUUAAGUUGAUUUUGUAUCUUUAGUGCUUUGCACAUGGUCAGACUGGUACUGUAUUAGAGUUGGUUCACAGUAUACCUACUUCUGGAAUGAGAACAAGAGUCUAUCUUCAUUCAACUAUGGUGGACUUAAAGCGAAUCUCUGCUACUUUUUUAUACUUUUCAGCCAGUAGUUCUGAAAGUAGCACUUAUGUGCCAAAAGUAGUCCUGGAAGAUUGCGUACUACGUUACAUAUGCAGAUAUGUGCGACACUUCAUUGCUCGCACUCACUCUCUCUCUAUUAAUCUCACUCACUGAGCUGUUGGGCCCACCCUGCAACCUCAUUGGAGAACACUGGGCAGGCCUAUUGCUAGCUGUCACAUUGCUAACGGAGGUAAAACAGUAAUUCUGCUCAUAAAUUAUGCAUGUAUGAACUACACAUUGACACAUCCAUCCCAAAGCGGGAGGAUUACAAAAUACUUUCUUAGUUGCCAAAGUACCAGAGAAUGUCUUUUAAACUAUUCUUAGAAAAAUAAAUAGCAUAUGGAAUUGAUUUCCAGUUGACUCCGAUCUACUGUCUCUUAUACCCCCCCCCCCCCCCCCCAUUUAUUACUUGAACAACUGCUACAGAGUUAAUGUCAUGUAGUUAUAUCUCUUUAAACCUGUGUAUCAGUUGAGCUCAUCUUGCUCAUGGCAGACAUCUGUCUCUGGUAUUCUUUUCACUGUAUGUGAGAGUAAGACCAGUGCACAUCUUGACUCCUGUACUCUGACAAUUGAUAAUAUGGUAAUUUCAACCAUUUUUGUUUUAACACUGUAUAUUUAUAUUAAAUAUGUAUCUGUUAACAGGUGGGGGUUGCAGAUUUUUGUAUGAGUGUAUAUGUCUUUGAGGGGUGUUUUUUCAAUUUCAGACACCGAUUAAGUCUAAUCCUGUACUAAAAUCUGUUUCUUGGAGAUUUUCCUUUGAUCUUGUGUUUUAGAUUAAACCUAGUCCUGGACUAUCUGGGAACCACCCCUACUGUAUGAAAAUGUGUCAGUCUCUUUCACGAGGCAUGAUGUAUAGAGACCCGCAGUUUCCUAAAAUGACUACUAGAUGGAGACAACACCAGCACUGUCCUAUGACAGGCCUGGCGACGCAUUCUACAGUCCUAAAGGGGAGGAAGGAUACUCUAUGCUAGCCUACAGAAGAAGUAAGGGCUGAGUUUGCUUCAGAGCUAAACAGAUCAGUGCAGAUACAUUCCAUCAUUUAACAGCCCAGAGAUCUUGACUAGAUAUGAGCUUCAGUGGGCCAUGCACUUGGGCAUGUGUCAAAAUGCCGACCUUCAGCUAUAAUUUGACAAAGUGUAAUGGUAACUGCUAGGCCUACAUGUGUCAGGAAUCACAAACCAUUUACUGAGACCUUCCAGAAAAAUGGAUGUGUGUUUGGGGGACUAGCCAAUCUUAUUAAACAUAUAAAA